Acytostelium subglobosum LB1 is the source of this 639-nucleotide messenger RNA. RefSeq lists its product as hypothetical. The transcript is spliced from 3 exons. NCBI's taxonomy places the organism in Eukaryota, Evosea, Eumycetozoa, Acytosteliales, Acytosteliaceae. Bases 1 to 639 code for a protein of 212 amino acids. Gene Ontology annotation, molecular function: RNA binding. The record is from RefSeq and is a predicted model, not a curated record.
AUGUCAGAUACAGAUAACACUAUUGAUGAUGUCCAACAGGAGAAUGGAGAUCAGACUAUUGAAGAAAAUGAAGAUACCAAGACAGAUGACACCAAGGCAGAGUCUGUCGUAGAUGAUCCUGAACUGGAAGAGAUGAAAAGAAGAUAUAAAGAGAUGGAGGAGGAGACAAAGAAGUUGACAGAACUACAGAAUAGUAUUGAAGCUUCAGCAGGCGCAUUUGGUGAUCAGGAGGAGAUUGACGCACGCUCUGUAUAUGUUGGCAACGUUGAGUACACUUCGACACAAGAGGAGAUACUGGCGCACUUCCAAUCAUGUGGCACUGUCAACAGAAUUACAAUUCUAAACGAUAAGACGACAGGUCAUCCCAAAGGAUGCUGCUAUGUAGAGUUUGUCGAUAAGGACUCUGUUGCGACUGCUAUUCAUUUGAACGAUACGAUGUUUAAGGAUAGACAGAUAAAGGUUACGCCUAAGAGAACAAACCUGCCGGCCUACAUGCGAUAUCCACGUGGAGGAAGAGGUGGUGGUGGCAGAGGCAGAGGUGGACGUGGCGGUCCACCCAUGGGAGGACGCGGCGGUGGUGGCGGUGGUGGCAGAGGCGCAUUCAGAGGAAGCAAGAGACCCUACCAUCCAUACUCAUGA